UUUCUUAGGUAUGUGUUAUAUACCUUCUUGCACGAGGGGACCAGGGAACAUUCAGGUGGCUGAAGUAGAGUGUCCAAGAGAUGGAGACAUACCGGGAACCCCCAUGGAUUCUCCUGAAAAAUAUCCUCGCCUGACGGUACAAAGUUUUAGAUGUCUAUCUUGAACUGCAGAUUUUAUCACGUGUGCAUUGUUUACUAAUCAACCCUGUCCAAACCUAUUCAGCCUACCAUUGAAAAUGUGAAAGAUUCUGUUCCUAAUAAAACAGUAGGAACGAAGGAUUUGCAAACGUCCAGAUCAGAGUGUUCCGCUUGGGACGCUACCGGUUUGACCCGCAAUAACAAGACUUGUCCAAGAGCCAGGCCCUUGAAAAUGGAUGAUAACUCUCCCGUUGGGUCACAAUCAGUGACCACAAAUCAGUCAUCAUCCAGAGAAUGUGGACCGAUGGCCUUAAUAGAUACGGAGAAAGUUCAUGCUGGAGCAAAAAAGAAGAAGUAUAUGCUCCAUGACCUGUGUGAACCACAGCUGCCAGAAAACCAAGAAAGCAGAAAAGAUUCUCCUGAAAAAUAUCCUCAUUUGAAGUCUCCUGUUGUGGUGAAAAAGUCUGUUCCUCAUAAAACAGUUGGCACGAAGGCUUUGCGAAUGUCCAGAGCAGAGUGUUCCGCUUGGGACGCUACCGGUUUGGCCCGCAGUAAUGAGACUUGUCCAAGAGCCGGGCCCUUGAAAAUGGAUGAUAACUCUCCUGUUGGGUCACAGUCUGUGACCAGAAAUCAAUCGUCAUCCAGAGAAUGUGGACCAAUGGCCUUAGCAGAUGAAGAAAACCCUCACGUGGGAACGAAGGAAGCGAAGAGUAAGAAGCACAGGCUCCGUGGCCCGUGUGUAUCUCCGCUGCCCCAAAACCAAGAAAGCAAAGAAGAUUCUGUUAUCCUCUUGAAAAAUCAGGAUUCAGUUCUUUCAGAUGACAGAUUACUACAACUUAAAAAAAGCUGCUAUGAACUGCUUACAGGAAAAAUGAAAGAAAUGCAAUGUAAGAUCACUGGGUUACAAAAGGAGCUGUCAGAAACAAAAGUGACACCACAGUUAGAACACCAAAAACUGGAGUGGCAAGGAGAGUUCUGCAGUAUGAGGGUGCUGAGAGUCACGAAAAAGCAAAAUAACUGUUGUCAAAAAACCACAUGUCACAGAAUGAAAUUGCCAUGUUAAAACAGAAAACGGAGGCAAUAAAAAAUCAUAACCAGGAAAUGGAAAAGAAAUAUGUUAUGGACAUU
Molecule: messenger RNA, 1265 nt
Organism: Phacochoerus africanus (Common warthog)
Lineage: Eukaryota; Metazoa; Chordata; Mammalia; Artiodactyla; Suidae
Product: coiled-coil domain-containing protein 144B-like
Exons: 8
Coding region: 370-1200 (276 amino acids)
Source: RefSeq, a predicted model, not a curated record